GGUAUGGGUCUCUAAUUACCCGAAGCCGGUACCCGGAUAAAAUAAAAACUUCACCAGUUUCAGCCCUUAUCUCUACGGCAUCAGUCGUUCACCCAACCCUUCACUUCAGUUGACUUACACAAGGGACAUUUGCAGAGGUGGUUUAAGGGCUGUGAGGGACAUUUAAUUUGAAAAGACAUUUGUCAGGAGAUAGUUUGUUAUAGUUUUAGAUUAUGAAACAUUUAAAACAAAAUUAUUUGAAACGUUCCAGCCCGCUUUCCUAUUAGCUCCCACUAUUAACUUGGCUGAUAAGUGGUGAACUGUAAAAGAGUUUUACAGUAGCGCCGCAUGAAAAGAUUGACUUGACGCGACAGACCUGUAAUCUGUUGACACAAGCAGGCAUAUAAAAAUGUUCCAAACUAUUUUCUCCCUGUAUGUUGGUUUAUUUAUCGUUGGCACUCAGACGCAGCUGACCUCUGGUGAGUAAACAUUCACAUCGCGAUUCGUCCUAUCUCUGGUGAGUAAACAUUCACAUCGCGAUUCGUCCUAUCUCUGGUGAGUAAAUAUUCACAUCGCGAUUCGUCCUAUCUCUGGUGAGUAAAUAUUCACAUCGCGAUUCGUCCUAUCUCUGGUGAGUAAACAUUCACAUCGCGAUUCGUCCUAUCUCUGGUGAGUAAAUAUUCACAUCGCGAUUCGUCCUAUCUCUGGUGAGUAAAUAUUCACAUCGCGAUUCGUCCUAUCUCUGGUGAGUAAACAUUCACAUCGCGACUCGUCCUAUCUCUGGUGAGUAAAUAUUCACAUCGCGAUUCGUCCUAUCUCUGGUGAGUAAAUAUUCACAUCGCGAUUCGUCCUAUCUCUGGUGAGUAAACAUUCACAUCGCGACUCGUCCUAUCUCUGGUGAGUAAAUAUUCACAUCGCGACUCGUCCUAUCUCUGGUGAAUAUUCACAUCGUGUUUAGUCUAAUCUCUGAUGGGUGAAUAUUCACAUCUUGUUUAACCUGAUCUCCGAUGUGUGAAUAUUCACAUCGUGAUUAGUCUAAUCUCUGAUGUGUGAAUAUUCACAUCGUGAUUCGUCUGAUCUCUGAUGUGUGAAAGCUCACAUCGUGUUUAGUCUAAUCUCUGAUGUGUGAAUAUUCACAUCGUGUUUAGUCUGACUUCUGAUGUGAAAAUGUUAAUUUUUUGUCUAUAGAUUUCUUUUAAUUGUAGACAAAUAUGUUAAACAUUUUAAUGCAUACCUCAUCUAUAACCAAAGCUCAGGCAAAAUUUGUUUAUGAACUUCUUUUGUAGCACUUAACCGCCAUCAAAUUGCUUUAAAUCCUAAUAGCGAUCGCUAGCAAACUGAUAAUAUACCAUAUCAAGUUCAUCUCUCUCUCUCUCUCUCUCUCUCUCUCUCUCUCUCUCUCUCUAUCCUUCUCUCUCUCUCUCUCUCUCUCUCUCUCUCUCUCUCUCUCUCUCUCUCUCUCUCUCUCUCUCUCUCUCUCUCUCUCUCUCUCUCUCUCUCUCUCUCUCUCUCUCUCUCUCUAUGUCUUGCAUUCUUGACUCAUUAUAUUGCAUUCUUAAAAGAUUCGAACUUUCGGACACUCCAUACUGUCGUCUACUCCACUAUCUGGUGUAAUCUCAUAUGACAUAACUAAUGAUUAUCUAUGACUGACGUGACUGGUUCCACCUCUGACUGGCGUGUCUGGCUCCAUCUCUGACUGACCUGUCUGGUUCCAUCUCUGACUGACCUGUCUGGUUCCACCUCUGACUGACCUCUCUGGUUCCAUUUCUGACUGACGUGUCUGGUUCCAUCUCUGACUGACCUGUCUGGUUCCAUCUCUGACUGACCUCUCUGGUUCCAUCUCUGACUGACCUGUCUGGUUCCAUCUUUGACUGACCUGUCUGGUUCCACCUCUGACUGACCUCUCUGGUUCCAUUUCUGACUGACGUGUCCGGUUCCAUCUCUGACUGACCUGUCUGGUUCCACCUCUGACUGACCUCUCUGGUUCCAUUCCUGACUGACGUGUCUGGUUCCACCUCUGACUCACCUGUCUGGUUUCGUGACUAUUUCUCAAGCCGCCUAAUUCCGCCCAGGAAAAGCUCAACCACCUUGAAGUCUUUGGCGUGUUUGCCUGGUUUAAACUACUAAAAAGCCCUUCAUUAGCCCUCAACUUAAAGUCAUUGGAUCUAAAUUUGUUGCAGCGCCCUCUCGAUUUUAAACAUUUCCCGUAACGACCCCCUUUCACCCCCACACCAAAACCACCUAACCAUUUCAAAUUAUCGUAAUAAAAUUAAUAGAUUGUAAAAUAAUUCAGAUAUUGUAGUUUUCAUUAUUAAAUUAAUGUGUUAGAAAGAACAGCAACAAAAAAUUGAAGAAUUUUUUUUGUUAAUGCACCAGCACAAAUUGUGUGCCAACAAAAUUCACCACAAAAACAUCAGCUGCUGCCAAUCAGUGUUCAAAUAAAACCUGAUUCUUUAAAAAAAAGAGGCAUCAACAACUGGCAAUGGAAGAUCAUAAAUAUAUACAGGUCUUACCGCCCCCCCCCCGUUCUGCCACACGCACGCCUAUGUGGGAGCGCACUCUACAGUAUUAGACGACACUGUCUUGGUGUAUAAUUAAAUAUGCACAUCCAUAGAUUAUUGUCUAGGUUUGCUUGAAAUUCAUGUGUGGGUGAGCAGCAAGACCUUGAUAUUUAAUUGAAGUUAUCAACAACUUGAUAGUAAUACAUUGUAUCGAUUUGUAGAGUUUUACAGUAACCGUCUCUGAGAACAAUGAAACGAAUGGCCUGGUCAUCAGAUACACGUGUGUCAAAAUGGCACAGCUACACAACAAGGUGUCAAGUAUACAAAUGAGAUGUGACACACAGGUGGCAUUUGCAAUCACACUUUCUCCACACAUGUGUCACCCCGACUGCUAGGAUUAAAUUACACAUGUGUUACCCCGACUGUAAAUGGGGACAUCAUGAUUCACAUAUGGCGUCCCUGGGUUUUCCUCUUAUCACAAUUUAAGACACAUCAAGUGAUUACUUCAAUGCAAAUAAGACAGUUAUAAACACGUCAUCAAACUCCUGAGUAUUCACUGAAUACUUAGUUAAGCCAAGUGAAAAAAAAACAACACACCAUACAACCCACUUCAUUUUAAGAAAAAAAAUUGUCACGAAUUUGAUGACGUAAGUUUAAAACAUCUUCUCUGGUGCUGCAUUUAAUUUAUGUGACCAUCGAAUAGAUUUAUUCUUCGCCUGGAAAAAAAUCCAAACUUUCUAAAGCCCUUUCUAAGAAAAAUGUGCACACAUUGCUUUGUGUUUAAUGACAUUUUUUAACAUAUCUUUUUUCACUUUAAAAAAAAUUAAUUAAUUAUACAAUUAAUUAUUAAUUAUUAAUUAUAUAAAUCAAUAGAUUGAUUUUGUAUUCUUGACGGAGGCGUAAUUUUUUUUCUCCAGGAGCGUGUCCUACAAUCAUCACCCGGGCAGAAUGGGGCGCCAGGGCACCGAAAAGCGUGACCUAUUUAUCGAAACAGCCAGUUCAGUAUGCGUUCAUCCACCAUUCGGCAGAACAUGAGUGUUUCGACAGGUCAUCCUGUGUUGCUGAGGUCAAGCUCUACCAGAACAUGCACAUGGAUGACCGAGGUAUUCUGGGAAACAGGAGGCUAGUUACUCAUCACGUGGUAGAACCGCAGGGUCUUUUAAUUGGUUUCAUUUUUCAGCCGACGCACCUGCUCAUUUCCUCUUGAUCAUAAAGAUUGAAUCAACUCGGCAGAACAUUAUGCAAUAUGGGCGAGGCGGUUGUCUUACAAUUAAACAUGAUGGAAAAAAACUUGUAAACCAACUUCUUGAUUGAAAAACUGCCACUGUCAUUAUCAUUGUCACUGUCAUUGUUGCUGUCAUUUGUUCAAUAGAAACGAUAAGAAAAACUAUUUUGUUCGAUAAAUAUAAAAAUUUAAAAAGUUGUGCUACACAUCAUGUAUGUGCAUUGAUGGUGAAACUUUUUGUAACUUUUAUUGUUACGUGUAUUAUUGUUGCUUGUUUGCUUAUAUAAUUGGUACUUGUGGAGUUGUAAAAUAUGUCUCUUCUUCUUCUUCUUCUUCGUAUGCCUUUUAUCCCGUCUGAAACAUAGGCCGUCCGCAAGAAUUUUCUUUUCAUCACGGUCCUGUGCUUUACUUUCCAGUUGCUUCCAAGUGUGUCCCAUACUUUGCGUGUCUGACUCUAGCUCGCAUCUCCAUGGACUCUUUGGCCUUCAUCAGUACUUGUAUAUUAAUUGCUACUUGUAUACGUAUAUACUUGGUACUUGUAUAGCUGUUAAGUUAAUUAAUGAACACUAUAACAAUGCCCCCAGGCUGGGAUGACAUCGGUUACAGCUUCGUGAUUGGUGGUGACGGUUCUGUGUACGAGGGGCGCGGCUGGGACCAGCUUGGUGCUCACACACUGGGCUACAAUGACGUUGGCUUAGGUAAGGAAGGCUUGGGAGUGUCGUCAUAGAACUAAAACCAUUGAUUUUAUUUAUAUUUGACUUCUCUCAUACCGUAGGCAUAGACCAACUUACCCAUUCCACCCGAUAGCAUCCCCCCCCCCUAUUUUUUUGUUGUUGUCAUUUUUGACGUCUACCAAACGCAAGCCCAGUCCACCAUCUUAGCUAGCCCGCCGUCCGUUGUAAUUAGUCUACUCUAGAUACCAAAGCAACCGUUUAACCCAAGAAAAAAACAUUACCACCAUACGUGGACCUAGUGGCGGAUGAAAAAUUAAUGAAUAUUAAGUAAAGAUUUGACAUUAUCGUCUGAGAGUAUGGCUAUCAAAAUAGUUUGUUUUGUUUCCGGUUUAUUGAGGUCUUCACCUAUAUAUAUAUAUGUUUACAUUUUUAGAAACAGUGAUAGAUUGCACCGCUGAUUUGACGUCAUCAAGCUAUAUUAAUGGUUAUUUAAUUAGUGGAUAUCAUUUAUGACUAGCCGAUAUAGGGUCCAUUCUUUAGUUCCAUAUUUAUAUUAUACCAUUAAAAUGAAUAAAUACACUUAGAAAGUACAUAAGAUCUAUCCAUUCUCUUAUGCAUAUCUAACUCUCCCUAUUCAUUUGAGGACUUGGAAUUAUAUUAAUCACAAUGGUUAUAAUAAAUUUGUUGUUGCCAAUGAAACAAGAGAAUCUCCUUUUUUUCUGAAAGGUUUUUGUUUGGCUGGAAACUUCAUGGAGCACCUUCCCCCCACCGUCCAGAUGGACUCGGCCAAAGCCAUGAUAGAAUGUGGCGUGUCACUUGGGAAGAUCUCAUCUAAUUACACCUUGAGGGGACAUCGGGAUAUGAAAACAACGUUAUGUCCGGGAGACAAGCUGUAUGCCGAGAUCAAAACUUGGCCACAUUACUAAAUUUCCAAUAAAGAAUUAUUUCUGGAG
Molecule: messenger RNA, 5332 nt
Organism: Lymnaea stagnalis (great pond snail)
Lineage: Eukaryota; Metazoa; Mollusca; Gastropoda; Lymnaeidae
Source: the annotation of a GenBank genome assembly